Messenger RNA from Colletotrichum phormii, 2923 nucleotides. RefSeq names its product fungal-specific transcription factor domain-containing protein. Bases 243 to 2597 code for a protein of 784 amino acids. Gene Ontology annotation, molecular function: sequence-specific DNA binding; zinc ion binding; DNA-binding transcription factor activity, RNA polymerase II-specific. Lineage: Eukaryota; Fungi; Ascomycota; Sordariomycetes; Glomerellales; Glomerellaceae. Gene Ontology annotation, biological process: DNA-templated transcription; positive regulation of transcription by RNA polymerase II. Gene Ontology annotation, cellular component: nucleus. The transcript has 2 exons. The record is from RefSeq and is a predicted model, not a curated record.
CACGCGAGAGGCGUAAGGUAUUUCUCGAUUUGUUCCGGUACGAGAUAUCCUCCGUUAUGACCCACCUACGAAUUCACCAUAUGCCGUAAUAAGACGAAGCGCACACAUUCGGAGCGCCGAACCCGGUGUAGGAGUCGUUGUGGGUGCUGGAAUCGACGUGGUAGUCCGGAGGAUCGGACUUGAGUCAGUGGAGACAGUCAGCAAACCCAUCGGAGGGUCGGAUAUCAGUGGAUGGUGGUAGGAUGGCCGACACGCCGGCGGAAACAACGGCGAGCACCGACACUGGUAUCCGCGACGAUGCCCCUGCAGCGACAUCCGCCCCGACACCUUCGUCAAACAUUUCACAACCCUCCCCAUCUAGCCUCCCGUCGACUACUACCGAUCGGAGGAAACGCAGCUUGCCCGAGGGCUCGCCUGAAGGGCCUGACGAGGGCCGUUCAUCAUCGGCUGCUACCGCCGCCGCCAAUGCCGCCGCUAAUCGGCGAAGAAGUCACAAAGUUAGUCGCGCAUGCGACUUUUGCAAAUCUAAGAAACUGAAAUGCUCCGGAACGAUACCCUGCGACGUCUGCACCCGGAAACGUCUCUCCUGCAUCUACGACGCUACCUAUCGACGGGGUAGACCGCCAACACCUCCCCCAGCCGGUAGUUCUAGCCACGAGACAUCUGAAGCUCGACUAGCCCCAUCAACUUCUUUAGAGGCCCCAAGACCACUUCCCUCUGCGGCGCCUUUUCCAUCCCUAGCUCCGCGUGAUCCCCCUCUUGCCCGCCAGGGUGCGGCUCGGCCGAGAAGCGUUGAUCUUGUGGCUGAGGAACCGGAAAUCGUAGGAGGUGGCCGCCGUAGCCUUCUGCCAGUCUCGCGAGCCUCGCCAGAAGUCGAGAUUGCCGAAAUCGAAGGGCAGUAUGUUGACACCACGUCAAGUCUAACGUUCCUACACCGAGCAUGGAAACGACUUUCGUCGCAGAAAUCCAACACCACCGAUGUUCCGGGAAACGUACCGAGCGGCACUGAGCAGCACCAGAGGUUGACGAGAGCAGGAGACAAGCCAUUCGAUUCGCAAUCUUUGGACGUUUCGACUCUCCCUGACCAGUCGGUCGGCUUGGACAUGCUGGACUUCUACUUUGAUGUCUGCGUGGUGACUUAUCGAUGCUUACACCAAGGCUACGUUGCCCAAUGGUUCGAGAUUUUGCUCGCAAAUGCAAAGAACAACCGCCCGCUACACCACGAAAUCGGCUACGCCAAAGCCUCCAUUGUAUUGACGAUUCUCGCCAUCGUCACCCUUCGGCAAAGCAAGGUCCGAGACGUCGGCGAAGAAGAGAGUGCUGACCUUCGACGUAGUGAUGCUCUGUUUUGUCAGGCUUUGAGUUUGACGGAUAUGGAGAUCGGGUUGCCGAAGCUAGAGUCCUCGCAGGCGCGCCUCUUACAGGUGCUGUAUCUCCUCCAGACAUCUCGGAUGAACCAAGCGUGGUACGUCUUCGGGAGUAUUCUUCCCAUCAUCUCAGCCCUGGGUCUGCAUCGGAAAUCCGGACGCAACAGGGCGAGUAGUGACAAGGACUACAUCCUGUCGCAGUGCCGGAAGAGGACUUUCUGGGUGGCAUACACCAUCGAUAAGUAUCUCUCUGUUGUAUUUGGCCGGCCGAGGAUGUAUCGCGAUGACGAUAUCGACCAGGACUUCCCCGACUGUGUCAACGAUGAGGACAUGACACCCCAAGGUAGAUCAAGUGACGAGCCAGAGAUGGACUGUCACGUUGAGAGCCUCAUCUUCCACGCUAAACUCGCUCAAAUCAUUGACGGUAUCUCUCGCGAGGUGUACUCGAUCAAACCUGUCCAUAAAGAUGAUCGUCUUAUGAUUGCGCAUCGAUACGGGAAGGCUCUACACCGGUGGCGCGAGUCUUUGCCACAUCAUUUGGGCACCGUUCGGCCCAUGUCUCUGAUUCCAUCAUUCAGAAGGCAGAAUACAGCCCUCAAGCUGGCAUAUUGCCAUGCCAUCAUGCACGCCAACCGCCCCUUUCUCCUUGGAACGGGUGGCCCAAGACAUGGUCAGCGAUCUCCCCUAGACGACAGCAUAGAUGAAUGCAUCACCGCAGCCAAGACCACGCUUGAGACGGUUGACGGCAUGGCUAGCGACGGAACCUUGUUCCACGCCUUCUGGUGGACACCAUACGUCACCUUUUGUGCACUCGCUGUGGUGUACGUUUAUGAGAUUCAAAGAGGGAGACAGGAUCCGGAAAGGGGGCUCUUUGAACUGGCGGAUCGCUGUCAGAAUCACUUGAUGAAAGCAACGUCUGCCGAGAGCCCCAGCCGCAGAUACUCUGUCAUUCUCGAAGAACUUCGACAGGAGGCCACUCCCCAUUCCGAAGGUCCUUCAGGCGACGAGAAGAAACCAACCAUUGAGCGUGCCGAUCAUGGAAGUGCGGAGCCGAUGCAAUUGGACGAGAGUUCGGGCGCUCCAGCACCGCCAGCCGAUAUGGGUGAGGUAUUCCAGCAACACGGGUUCGAAGGGAUGACGAACCUUCUGAGCGGUUGGGAGACGACGGAUUGGCUGGACUUGGACUCUUCGGUACACGAUUUCCUCCAGAAUUUUCAACUAGGGUGUUGAGCUGAUUGUCUUCAGGCCUUUGCUACGUUUCCCAACUUUGAAGGAUCGCCAGUCUACUGGAUGCCGGAUGUCCGAUGAUCGCGCAUCGAGUACGAGGUUCGUCCGGGUGACAAGGAUAUUGUAAUGGCGUAUCAUGUUUGAGAUACCAGGUAAUAAGAGCUAUUCGCUAUACAAAUUAGUUGUUAGACAGACAAAGCAUUCAGAUCGGGCGCGAGUUGUGAGGAGACAGGGAACAACGCACGCUCAAUCGGUAACACGGCAAGCCUGAGCCUCCGAAUCAACGAUCUGCCAGAAUUACCGGAAUAAUAAAUACUGCUUGUUCAUCC